CCCAACACUGGCUCUCCAUGCACGUGCAGUGACGUUCAGCUCCACACCUCACUCUUCCCUCCAUUCUCUCUUGCCCAGGACCCUUCGGUAUAGCCGGUAUUUUGGGGGCUCACUCACUCGGCCCGGAACGUCCUGCACUCACCAGCAUUCCAGGGGCUUCCUCCCUAUUUCGUCCGUGACCAAAACUGACCAAUCAUGAGUAGCCUUGAGGAACGCCGUGAAGCCCGUCGCAGACGUCGCCAGCAGGAGGAAGGGGGAGAAGAAGAGGCCCCAGCAGAAGACACUAGCAGCCGCCGCUCCAGAAGAAGGGGCGAAGACGAAGAGGAGGCCACCGAG
Aplysia californica (California sea hare) is the source of this 336-nucleotide messenger RNA. Its product is annotated as vicilin-like seed storage protein At2g18540. The record is from RefSeq and is a predicted model, not a curated record. NCBI's taxonomy places the organism in Eukaryota, Metazoa, Mollusca, Gastropoda, Aplysiida, Aplysiidae.